Messenger RNA from Ictidomys tridecemlineatus (thirteen-lined ground squirrel), 1272 nucleotides. RefSeq names its product olfactory receptor family 52 subfamily W member 1 (gene Or52w1). Gene Ontology annotation, molecular function: olfactory receptor activity. Gene Ontology annotation, cellular component: plasma membrane. Gene Ontology annotation, biological process: G protein-coupled receptor signaling pathway. The record is from RefSeq and is a predicted model, not a curated record. NCBI's taxonomy places the organism in Eukaryota, Metazoa, Chordata, Mammalia, Rodentia, Sciuridae.
AUGCCCACCACCUACAGUUUUUCACCACCUCGCAGUGAUUCAUUGAGCUACCCAUGGUUUAAUCCAAUGAUGAGGUCAGAGCCCUCAUACAAUCACUUCCCAAAAGUGCCUCCUCUUGAUGAGGGCCACAACCAAGUUAAGAUGGCGCCUGGCAGUAUGCUAGAAGGAGUGGUUUCUGAGCCAACGCCAGUACAGUACUACUUCCUUGGAGACAAGAACAGCAACUAUGACCUCAGCAAGAAGGAAUCACUGGUUAUAUAUGGUCAAGAAUCAUGCCCCUGUGAUCCCCAGAGCUCCACCCUCUACAGGAUGGUAGAAACUCCACAUUCCAACUCCACCUUCCUAUAUCCAACCUUUUUCUUGCUGACUGGUAUUCCAGGGUUAGGGGGAGCCCAAACCUGGCUGACAAUGGUAUUUGGGCCCAUGUACCUGCUGGCCCUGCUGGGUAAUGGAGCACUGCUGGCAGUGAUACAGAUAGACUCCACACUGCACCAGCCCAUGUUUUUACUCCUGGCCACACUGGCAGCCACAGACCUGGGCUUAGCUACAUCCAUAGCCCCCGGUUUGCUGGCUGUGCUGUGGUUUGGGCCCCAACCUGUGCCAUACACUGCCUGCCUGGUUCAGAUGUUCUUUGUACAUGCACUGACUGCUGUGGAAUCUGGUGUACUUUUGGCUAUGGCCUGUGAUCGAGCUGUGGCAGUAGGGCGCCCACUGCACUACUCUAUCUUAGUCACCAAAGCCCGUGUGGGUUAUGCAGCCUUGGCACUUGUACUGAAAGCUGUAGCUAUUGUUGUGCCUUUCCCUCUGCUGGUGGCACAAUUUGAGCACUUCCAUGCCAAGACCAUACACCAUGCCUACUGUGCACACAUGGCAGUAGUAGAGUUGGUGGUAGGUAACACACGAGUCAACAACCUGUAUGGGCUGGCACUUUCACUGGCUGUGUCAGGUGUGGAUAUUCUAGGCAUCUCUGGUUCCUAUGGGCUCAUUGCCCACACGGUGCUGCGGCUGCCUACUCGGGAAGCCCGUGCCAAGGCCUUUGGUACAUGUAGUUCUCACAUCUGUGUCAUUCUGGCCUUCUAUGUGCCUGGUCUUUUUUCCUAUCUCACACAUCGCUUUGGUCAUCACACUGUCCCAAAGCCUGUGCACAUCCUUUUCUCCAACAUCUACUUGCUGCUGCCACCUGCCCUAAAUCCCCUCAUCUAUGGAGCCCGCACCAAACAGAUCAGGGACCGACUCCUUGAAACUUUUGCAUUCAAGAAAAGACAGUUUUAG